This is a messenger RNA of Magnolia sinica, 2433 nucleotides long. RefSeq lists its product as uncharacterized. The transcript has 10 exons. NCBI's taxonomy places the organism in Eukaryota, Viridiplantae, Streptophyta, Magnoliopsida, Magnoliales, Magnoliaceae. Gene Ontology annotation, cellular component: Golgi apparatus; endoplasmic reticulum. Bases 79 to 1845 code for a protein of 588 amino acids. The record is from RefSeq and is a predicted model, not a curated record.
AGCAUUUUACUCAUAUAAGACCUCUUCUUCUCCGCCAUUUCUCUCUCCUUGCAAAAAAAGGGUUGAAAAAAAAAAGCAAUGGAAGAAAAGCUCUCACCCGAAUCCUCCUUUCUCAAUCAAGAGGAUCAGAACGGUUAUCAUCAUCAUGGGUGGCAAAAGGUCACCUAUCCGAAGCGCCAGAAGAGAAAGACACCUUCAGAUCCCAACGGCCCCACCACCACAACCCAUCUCCCAACCGCAGGAUCAAGCGCCUUCCGAUCUCUCGAGCAGCAGGCCGAUGAACGGAUUCGCCUCCGUACCCUUGCGGAGUCUCAGAGGGCCCAGGCCGAGAUCGUCUCCAAACCCAAACCCAAACCCCAUGCUGCCACCUCCGACGACGACGACGGGGACAGCGACGAAGCAAUCGAUGGCCAUGCGGAGAACGGGACCGAUGUGAAGAAGCCUAAGCAGAAGAAGCCCAAGAAACCCAAGAUCACCGUUGCAGAUGCGGCCUCCAAGAUCGAUGCAUCCGAUCUCGCUGCCUACCUCAUGGAUAUCUCUACUUCUUAUGAAGCGAAUCAAGACAUUCAACUCAAGCGAUUCGCAGAUUAUUUUGCCCGUGCUUUCUCCUCUGUCAGCGCAUCGCAGUUUCCAUGGGCAAAGAUCCUCAAGGAAUCACCUGUUGCAAAGACCAUGGAAAUACCUCUAUGCUAUAUUUCUGAAGCUGUUUAUAAGACAUCUGUUGAUUGGAUCGGUCAACGAUCUGUUGAGGCUCUUGGUGACUUUCUUAUAUGGUCAUUGGAUAACAUCCUUGCUGAUUUGGCUAGUAUAAAAGGACCUGUCAAGGGAGCAAAAAAGUCAACUCAACAGGUUUCUUUAAAGGCACAGGUUGCAAUAUUUGUGGUCGUGGCAAUGGUAUUACGGAGAAAACCUGAUGCAUUAACCAACCGACUUCCAGAUCUGAAGGACAAUCCUAAAUAUCAGGGACAAGAUAAACUUCCCGUUAUUGCGUGGGUGAUUGCUCAGGCCUGCCAAGGAGACCUUGUUGUUGGGAUGCAUUCAUGGGUGCAAAAGCUCUUGCCUAUUGUUAGUGGCACAUCAAGUUGUAAUCCGCAGUCCAGGGACUUGAUUUUGCAGCUGUUGGAAAGGAUUUUGUCAACCCCAAAAGCUCGCCCUAUUUUGUUGAAUGGGGCAGUCAGGAAGGGGGAGCGGCUGGUCCCACCUUUUGCACUUGAGCUGUUGAUGCGAGCUACUUUCCCUACACCGUCUUCUCGGGUCAAGGCAACUGAAAGGUUUGAGAAAGUGUAUCCCACCUUAAAAGAAGUGGCCCUUGCAGGUUCUCCGGGAACUAAAGCAAUGAAACAAGUUUCGCAGCAGCUUUUGCCUCUGGCCGUCAAAGCAAUGAGUGAAGAAAACCGUGAAUUAUCCGAUGAAGCAGCUGGUAUUUUCAUCUGGUGUUUGGCUCAGAACAUUGAUUGUUACAAGCAGUGGGAAAAGCUUCACUUGGAAAACUUAGAAGCAAGUGUUGUUGUUCUGCGAAAGCUGUCUGAUGAGUGGAAAGAACACUCGAAAAAACUUUCUUCUGUUGACACUUUAAGGGAGACUGUCAAGAGCUUCAAGAUGAAGAAUGAGCAAGCAUUGGAAGAAGAAGCAGAUGCUGGUCGCCUAACCCUCAUCAAGGAUGUGGACAAAUACUGCAAGGUGUUAUUGGGAAGAUUGACGCGUCGCUUCGGCUGCUGCACGGUGAGUGGGCUGUGUGCUCUUACACUUGCAAUCACUUUGGGUGCUGUCCUUGUGUCCCCCAACAUGGAGACUUGGGACUGGAAGAGGCUUCAUGUGAUGUUUGGCUUCCCACAAUCCUUCUGAGCAUAUACCAACCACAAAGCAAACACACCCCCUGCAUUUGGGAGGAACAAAGCAGGCGUGGGGGCGGCAGAAUGAGUGUGUCAGAGAACUAUGCAUCUGGCUCUGUUGAAGUUUGGCAGAGAAUGCAUGGUGAGUGCUUACUGAUACUUUUAGUCAGAGGUGUUAUACAAUGCUCGACUAAAAAGAAAAUCUAUUUUCUGUUCGGAUUUUCAGUUUGUACCAGUGGGGCACAUGCCACUGAUCCAAGCUGUACAAGUGGGGCUUUAGGAUCUUCCAAGGAAUUUUAGCAGUCUGCAUCGUAUCAACAGUUUGGAGUGAGAGAUGGUGGCCCCCACUUGUUUACAAAUUGGAAACCUGAGCAAACUGUAGAUAAUCUCACGUUGAGAUUUUGUAGAAUGCCCCUUAAUUUAUAGAGAGAUGUGGGGGAGUUCAAAACUCUGUUUUUAUGAUGAAGUAGCUAAUGGUGUAAGAGUGGCGAGUCACUUAGUAGUCCCCCAGCCAAGACUGACCUGUUUUUCCUACUACCUUUUGUAUUUUUGAUGCUAAAGGUUGAGAAUAUUUCUCUUUUAAAGUUCUUAUUUAGGUUUA